AUGGGCGGCGGACGGGGUCUCAGGAGCAAAAACUCCUACCCAGUCCUGGCCUCCCGCCCGGUCGGCCAGAUCAUCUCGAAGAUCUACAAGGAUAGAAUCAGGUCGUUCUAUUCUCCCGGUCAAUACGAGAAACAUAACCUGCUGGCCAUGAUGUACGAAGGGAUCGCUUCGGGAGAGCCUGCCAUCAAGCUCUCGGUCUGGGACGCACCGGGACAAGAACGCCCGACAUUCCAAGAGGCCACGAAGAACGAAUUUCGAAACACUGGCGUCGGUCAUUCGUUUGGCCCUUCAUGGUCUACACACUGGUUCAGGGUCGCCAUCACCGUCCCCGAAAGUCUCCGCCACAAAGAACACCUCGAGUUGCACUGGGAUGCCGACACGGAGGGCAUGGUCUGGUCCCAAGACGGCCAGGCUCUGCAAGGUCUCACCGGCGGCGGAGAACGCAUCGAGUGGAUUCUACCCGCGUCCUUCCGCGACGGCCGGGAACAUGUCAUCUACAUCGAGAUGGCCUGCAAUCGCAUGUUCGGCAACUCUCCCGGUGGGGAUAUUAUCCAGCCGCCUGAUCCCAACAAAUAUUUCACCCUGAAGAAGGCCGAUAUUGUCGCCGUCAACUUGGAAGCUCGCGCCCUCUACAUCGACAUAUGGAUCAUCGGCGAUGCCGCUCGCGAGUUCCCCGAGGAUAGCUGGGAACAGCACAAGGCUCUCAAGACCGCCAGCGACGUCAUCGACUCCUUUAAGCUGGGCGACAAGGAGUCCAUCGCCAAGUGCCGCAGGAUCGCUCAAGAGUACAUUGGCCCCAACGUCGACUCCCACAAGGUCUACUCAGCUGGCAAGGAUAUCAAGGUCUACGGCAUCGGCCACUGCCACAUCGACAGCUGCUGGCUCUGGCCCUGGGCCGAGACGAAGCGGAAGGUGGCCCGGUCGUGGUCCAACCAGUGCGACCUCAUGGACCGCUAUCCCGAGCUCAACUUCGCCUGCUCCCAGGCCCAGCAGUACCAGUGGCUCAAGCAACUGUACCCCAACGUCUGGGACCGCGUGAAAUCCAAGGUCAGGGCGGGCCAGUUCCAACCCAUCGGCGGCAGCUGGGUCGAGCACGACACCAACAUGCCCAGCGGCGAGUCCCUGGUCCGCCAGUUCGUCUACGGCCAGCGCUUCUUCGAAAACCACUUUGGCCAGCGCUCCCAGACCUUCUGGCUUCCCGACACCUUCGGCUACUCCGCCCAGCUGCCCCAGCUCUGCCGCCUCGCCGGCAUGAACCGCUUCCUGACCCAGAAGCUCAGCUGGAACAACAUCAACAAGUUCCCCCACACCACCUUCAACUGGGUCGCCCUCGACGGCAGCCAGGUCAUCUGCCACAUGCCGCCCUCCGAGACCUAUACCGCCGAGGCCCACUUCGGCGACGUGCGGCGCAGCGUCAGCCAGCACAAGUCGAUGGACCAGGACGCCACCUCGCUGCUCGUCUUCGGCAAAGGCGACGGCGGCGGCGGUCCGACCUGGCAGCACCUCGAGAAGCUGCGACGGUGCCGCGGCAUCGCUGACCAGGUGGGCUUGCUCCCCCGAGUGCACAUGGGCAACACCGUCGACGAGUUCUUCGACUUCCUCGAGCCCAAAGCCGGCGGUUUCGUGACAUGGUACGGCGAGCUCUACUUCGAGCUGCACCGUGGCACCUACACCACCCAGGCGAACAACAAGCUCUAUAACCGAAAAUCGGAGGCCAUGCUCCGGGAGGUAGAAUGGCUCGCCACCGCCGCCUCCCUCAAGGACUCGUCGUAUAAGUACCCCAAAGCCGACAUCGACGCUAUGUGGGAGUCGGUUCUUCUUUGCCAGUUCCAUGACUGUCUGCCCGGAAGUUCCGUCGAGAUGGUUUACGACGAUUCCGACAAGGAAUACGAGAAAGUCUUCCAGACGGGUGAGCGGCUUCUCAAGGACAUCCGUAAAGUCUUGGGAGUCUCCGAUCUCAGGGCUUCUCUCCAAAAUUCCGUUGCCAUCAAUACCCUCCCGUGGCACCGCAAGGAGCUCGUCAACAUUUCGAACGAUGAGGUCGGUGUGGCAUGCGGCGAGGGCCAGUUCUUGGCCAUUCGACCUUUCAAGAUGGUCGAAGAGCAACCGGCCGUCACGGUCGAGGAGGUCCGCAAGGGCGUCUUCGUUCUACAAAACGAUCAGCUUCGGGUGGAGGUCGAGGGCGGUUGUGUCACCUCUCUAUACGACCGCGUCACCAAGCGCGAGGUCAUAGAGAAGGGCGGAAAGGCAAACCAAUACGUCAUCUUUGAUGAUAAGCCCCUGUACUGGCAAGCCUGGGACGUUGAGGUCUACCACCUGGAGACGCGCCAGGAGCUUCCAUGCGGCGAAACGACCAUCUCCGAGAAGAAACCGCACCGGGUAAGCGUUGCCACGAAGAUCCAAAUCAGCGACGCGAGCUCCAUCAAAUCGACCAUCACGUUAUCUGCCGCGCUCAAGGGCGUCCAGUCGUGGGUGGAAUGCCACGCCGAGGUCGAGUGGCACGAGAAGAUGAAGUUCCUCAAGGUCGAAUUCCCCGUCGACGUACGCAGCACGGAGGCAUCCUACGAGACGGCGUUCGGCAUCGUGAAACGCCCCACGCACUACAACACCAGCUGGGACAUGGCCAAGUUCGAGGUCUGCUGCCACCGCUUCGCCGACCUAUCCGAGCACAACUACGGCGUCUCCAUCCUGAACGACAGCAAAUACGGCUUCGCGACCACCGGGAACGUCAUGCGGCUCUCGCUCCUGCGCGCCCCCAAGGCGCCCGACGCCCACGCCGACAUGGGCACCCACCACAUCCGAUGGGCCAUCCUGCCGCACCAGCAGUCGCUGAGCCACACCACCAUCCGCGCCGCCUUCGCCUUCAACCAGCCCCUGCGAGCCGUGGCCUCGUCCCCGGACGUUUCCCGCCUCGUCGCAGCCGGCGGCGGCGGGGCCAACCCGAUCAAACUCCUGGGAGACCCGAACCUCGUGCUGGACACGGUCAAGCGCGGCGAAGACGACGAGGACGUCCGGCCCGGAGACGAGGACGUUGGCGGCAACUUGCCCAAGCGCAAGGGCCGGAACGUCAUAUUGCGCAUUUACGACAGUCUGGGCGGGCGGGGCCGCGGCACCGUCAAGACCACCUGGGCCGUCAGAGCAGUGUUCAAGUGCAACUUGCUUGAGGAUGACCUCGAAGAGAUUCCGCUGCGGGGGGACGGCGAGUUUGACAUUGAAUUGCGGCCGUUCGAGGUGGCGUCGUAUCGCUUGGCUUUGUAG
Molecule: messenger RNA, 3258 nt
Organism: Sodiomyces alkalinus F11
Lineage: Eukaryota; Fungi; Ascomycota; Sordariomycetes; Glomerellales; Plectosphaerellaceae
Product: glycosyl hydrolase family 38 domain-containing protein
Exons: 3
Coding region: 1-3258 (1085 amino acids)
Biological process (GO): oligosaccharide catabolic process; mannose metabolic process
Cellular component (GO): fungal-type vacuole membrane
Molecular function (GO): alpha-mannosidase activity; carbohydrate binding
Source: RefSeq, a predicted model, not a curated record